Messenger RNA from Microdochium trichocladiopsis, 345 nucleotides. RefSeq lists its product as uncharacterized. NCBI's taxonomy places the organism in Eukaryota, Fungi, Ascomycota, Sordariomycetes, Xylariales, Microdochiaceae. The coding region runs from base 1 to 345 and encodes 114 amino acids. The transcript has a single exon. The record is from RefSeq and is a predicted model, not a curated record.
AUGCGGCUCGACUACUACGUCCCUGUCGACAACUGGACAUCCACUGGGGACUGUAACCCACAAUACGCGCAAUGGGAACCCGGGGCCUCGGGGCACAACGGUGGCCGCGAGCUCGUCCUAUGGGCCGAAGCGAUCCGCCUUAUCUACACGAACGAGGCAAGCAUCCUUACGCGACGUGCUGGCCCCGUCCUCGACCUUACCUUCUCGAACUGCCCCUUCACCUUAGACAUUGUUGAUGGGGCGCGCAACCCCGGCACAGAUCGCAUAGCGCUGGAGAUCUCGUUCCCCAUCCCAGACUACGUUGCCUCGUCGGCAAGGGAAACACACCUUCUCGAGCCGCCUUAG